GAUUGGGUCGAUAGGUGGCGGAUGUGUUCUCUUUCUCUGAAAUCCUAGCUGAAGAGGAUGUUUUAUAUCUGUGGUAGCAGUUUACCAGAGUUUACUAGUUGAAUGACACAAACGUUUUUAUGUUUUAUUGCUCAUUUGAUCAACAUUUUCUUUACCUUGAUAUAGGAUAUCGUAAUAGUAUCUUCGUUAAUACAUUGCAUUUGGCCUGAGAGGAAAUGCGGGACCGAACCAAGGAACUUGGCAAUACCGCAGAGGCGUCAGACGAGGAUGAAGAGGGUAGGGCCCUUAUGAUCAAACCGGGGAUUUCUACAAUGAAGGAAGAGAAGGACGUUUUUUUCAAGAAGGUCCUAGAGAUUCGAGAGGUAAUGGAGACGCUUAAAAAGGUGGUCUCUGACCUUGAGAACAAACAGAAGACAGUGUUGGGUGUGGCACUGCCAGAGGACGGUAUGAAAAGGGAACUCCAAACCCUUAGGGAAGAGAUCAAAACAAUGGCAAUGCGGAUCCAGAAGAAACUGAACACCAUUGAACCCAAAAAAGGAGAUGAUGAUGGCAAAUACGUCCCCAUAAACCUAAGGAUGCAGAGAGCACAACAUGGCGUCUUGUCUCGGGAGUUUGUGGAGUUGAUGGGCCACUGUAACACCAUCCAGGCUUCCUACAGAGAUCGCAACGUGGAGAGGAUACAGAGGCAGCUCAGAAUCACUGGCACCAAUGUUACAGAUGAGGAGUUGGAUGUUAUGCUUGAAAGUGGACAGACUGAUGUUUUCACACAGAAUAUCCUGAUCGAUGCUAAAGCCACUAAGCAGGCGCUGAAUGAGAUUGAGUCCCGGCAUGAUGAGAUCCUUAAACUGGAAAGGAGCAUUAGGGACCUGCAUGAAAUGUUCCAGUACCUGGCCAUGGAGGUGGAGUCUCAGGGGGAGAUGGUAAACCGCAUUGAAGCCAACAUCAUCAACUCAACUAACUAUGUUGAAAAGGCAGUGGCAGACACUGCGAAAGCUGCCACCUACCAAAACAAAGCACGCAAGAAGAAGAUAUGGAUCGCAUUAUGCUGCGCCAUUCUCCUCCUCAUUUUAGCCAUCUCAUUGGCUGUCAGCUUCUCCUGAGAUCCUGAUUGUCAUCUUCCUCUAAUCCACUUCUCCUGCCCUCGGACCUUGAAAAGAAGAGAAGUCCUGUCUUAUUGAUAUCACUGACCUUUUAACUAUCGAUACCCUCGCACAGACAGGCAGACUACAGUAGGCAACCAACCAUAGCCUCUCAUGCUCACGUUAACUGUCCCUUUCAGCAAAAGGCACUGCUGAAGUUUUUUGGCUCUCUCUGUGGCGCCCUUUUCUUCAAUGGCACCCUAAAUGAAAAUGUGUGGACAACUUGUUACUUACUCAACUUGCUGGACCCCUACGUGUCCGCAAGGAAGAAUGCAGUAUUGGAACCGACACUGACAAGGUACUGAUGAUCAGAUUUGCUCAGGAAAACCCAUAGCUAAAUUGAUUCUUAUUGUAUGUCUUUAUUUUAUAAAGCAAAAGAAAACAUUAAGCGCAUAGGGCUUGUUUUUAAAUAUAUUUUAGAUAUAGAAUAAUAUAAUUGUAUAUCGCCAAUAUUAUUUGGUGAGUAAUUAAGACGUGCAGUUAUCAAACUAGAAAGGUGUCUUAAACGGCUUCCAUGUUACCCUUGUAUAUAGAGAAGAUCUUUUAAAAAUAAUUAUUGGCACUUUAAAUUUCUCUCCCAUUAAGAGAAUGUUGUCUAAGCACUGCAAUGAAUGGCCCAUUACCCCCAUGUUGUUCUAGUCACUUCAGUAUUUAUUUAUAGUUUUAAUAUUGUGGAAGCUGCUAUGUUUAGUCUCGCCACAGCAAUAGGAACCCUUAUAGUUAUGGUGCCUUUUUUCCUAGUUAACGUUUAUCUUGUAUGUGUUUGCGGACAUCUAAGGGCUCUAUCUGAGAUCAUGGUGUAGUGCACUACCUUGUUUAAUUUUUUUAAAGAAGGGAUGGAAUCUGUGCUGUAAUUAUUCAAUGCUCUUCUGCUUAAAGAACUCAUUAACCAUUUUAUAUCAGAUUUUCUUUCAAACCGUAAAGAUAUCAGCCAUGGUACUUUACCCUAGCCUUAAUUCUCUGUGCUGAUCAGCUCCUCCCUAUGAAGUGACUAGAGGUGCUAAAACUUGUACAGUAUUUGCGAAGGAGAAACAGGAUGAAUGAGGAGAGCAGUGGAGUACAUUGUGGCUGUUGAAUUUUGUAUCAAACUUUCAGCAUGGUUUUUAAAAUGUAUAAUGGUUUUAAAAAUAAAAACGUAAAAUGGG
Coregonus clupeaformis (lake whitefish) is the source of this 2284-nucleotide messenger RNA. RefSeq names its product syntaxin-4-like. Gene Ontology annotation, biological process: intracellular protein transport; exocytosis; vesicle fusion. Gene Ontology annotation, cellular component: SNARE complex; plasma membrane; endomembrane system. The transcript has 11 exons. The coding region runs from base 216 to 1100 and encodes 294 amino acids. NCBI's taxonomy places the organism in Eukaryota, Metazoa, Chordata, Actinopteri, Salmoniformes, Salmonidae. Gene Ontology annotation, molecular function: SNARE binding; SNAP receptor activity. The record is from RefSeq and is a predicted model, not a curated record.